Molecule: messenger RNA, 2937 nt
Organism: Penicillium alfredii
Lineage: Eukaryota; Fungi; Ascomycota; Eurotiomycetes; Eurotiales; Aspergillaceae
Exons: 5
Coding region: 1-2937 (978 amino acids)
Molecular function (GO): protein binding
Source: RefSeq, a predicted model, not a curated record
AUGAGCCGUCCUGAAGACACAAUACGCGGGCCCCGCCCUUACCGUGGCGAGGCGGACGAAGACGAUGCGGAAAAAGGCCCGUCCGAUUCACUUGUACCACCUCCACUUUCGCAUAACGAUGGCUUUUCUCACCCGGAGGACGAUGGGUCGAGGCCGAACACAGCUAUGGAGGACGCUCCGAGUGGCAACAGCAGACCGGCGGUCGUGGACAGCGGGAUUCAAGACACCAAACGCUCUUUGGCUGGAAGCGAGGCCGUCACCGAUGUGGUCAAGCCGAAGCUCACGAUUGAUCUGGGCCAUUCUCACAUUGGGCGAAUUCCGGAGCCAGUGGUAGACAUCAUCAAGGAUGAAGUGGAACGGCUAUCUCUGUCAAACAACCAUCUUGUUCAUAUCCCCUAUCGCUUUGCCGAAUGCUCCCACCUUCGAUAUCUCAACAUCCGAGCAAACAACUUCCGUGAAUUUCCUAAGGGAGUCUAUAAGUUACCGUUGCUGGAGAUCCUCGAUCUAAGCCGGAACAAAAUCAGCGCUUUGCCCGAAGAAAUCAGCAAAUUGAAAUCGCUGCGAGUGCUCUCUGUGAUGCAAAAUCGCCUCGAUGACCUCCCUCUCGGUCUCUCUGAUAUGAAUAAGCUUCAAAUUCUCAAGAUCGCUGGCAAUCCAUUGCGGUAUCCACUGCGCCGCGUUUUGGAGUCCUCGGAGUCCGAAAUGACACCAUCUACCAUGACGGACAAUGAGAAGGAAGUCGAGGUUACUGCGGAACUAAAGAGAUUUCUGAAAACCCGGCAAGCCGCCACAACCCCGGAGCCAGAAAGUAAUGAUGCAAGCGAGAGUCCUGUUGAGAUUCCCCGACCCGCACCUACCAAACGCAAGCUUAGCAGUCGGUUUCCCGUUAUCCCCAGCACUGGCGACAGCUCGGCGGCUUCUUCUAGAAAUCCGUCGAUAUCCCGGCCACCGCCGGUUCCAGUAAAGUCACACUAUCGCAUGACAUCCGGGCAUCAGAGUGGCAAUUACCACAUGGGCAGUUCUCAAUGGUCCAGUGUGACUCCUCACACGGUCAAUGAACGCAACCGAAGUAACAGCGAAGGCAUUAUCCAGGCGUCUUUUGCUGCCCGCAGCAAGCGCAUGGGGGUUAUCACUCGAAAGAAUACAGAUCUAGGCACGCUGGAUGAGACCCGCCCAUAUCGAAACAGUCAUUUGCGAGGUUUGAGUCAUGGGUCUGUUCUUCGAGCUCGGCCGUCUGGGGUAAACCCUACUAGCGGUAGUAGUUCUUCGAGUCCGAGCAGCCCGAGGGAACGUCGGCGAUUGCGAGAUGGCUGGGUUAAUCGGAUGUCGAGUCUUCCCGAACACAAGGGUGAACGAGGAUCAGAUGAACCGAUUAUUGAGAGUGCCAAAGGGAUUCUCUUCGCGCUUUUCCAGAUCCACUCCCACAUUUCCACACUGAUAAAUGUCAUCAAGCGUGACGAUACCCGACGACACAGCCUUGAGCUCGUCUUCUACAAUGCUUCCACACACGUGGAUCGGCUUAAUGAAGCACUGGAGCAUGCGGAAACCUCUUUGUCUGAUGAUCCAGAUUCGAUACGGGCGGUCACUGAGACGGUCAAGCGCGAAUGCGAAACAUGCAUCAUAGCUUAUACCCACGUGGGUACACAACUACGCAACGGUGCUGCCAAGAUUGUCUCCAAUGGUGAUUCCCGCUAUGUACGAUCGCUCAUGUUGAUGAUGUACGGCAGUCUGGUGGAGUUGCGGAAUGCCUGUGCCGGUCUUAACAUUCCUCUUCGACCGGCACACAAGCGGCUUUCCGCUGCCAAGCCGUCUCUGCCAGAAGCCAACAAGGCUCCUUCGGCUCCGGAACGACCCCAACUUUCCAUGGUCACCCCCACAAGGGACCGGACACCGCCAACUCGACGCCUGCGAAGUGAUACUACAAUUCGGCAUCCUCAGUUCCCCAUGGGUGGGCCUUUGCCAUUGACAGCAGCCAACCAGACUCCUACCACCUCGCCUGGCUUUACAACACCGUCCUUCAACUACUCGCGAAGUCGAUCGAGCAGUCGGUCCAAUCUGAUCAACACCUCAGUGCCAUCAUCGAUGACCACACCUCGCUCCGGGGAGACGUUUCCUCCCAUUACUUCCUCAGGUGCUCCUCGUAUCAACCCGUUGACCGGGUUGGAUGAAAUUGAAGAGGAGCGCAUCUUUGAAAAGAUUUUCUAUCAACUCACCUCCGCUUAUACCGCAGCACUGCAGGCGCUGCCAUUGGCGCGCCGACAAUUUGCUCGCUGUUUCGAGGUGGCAGAGCAGUCGCGGGAGUCUGAGGGAGUUCAGAUGCUCUGGAGCAAUCUCAUUCGGCGCUGUCGUUUCUGCUUGGAAGUAUCCGAGGCGCUGGGGGUGCGCCUUUCCACGAUGAAAGUCAAAGAGCCGGGUGGCGGGCUGCGGAACCAGCGCGAAUUCUGGCUACUUUGCAAGACAUUCAUGCAAUCAUUCGUGGAUUUGGUGACCGACAUGCGCGAAGUGCGAAGUAUGCAGCUUCUUCCGGGGGAUAUCAUCAUCAUCCUGCGCCCCGUUCAGAAAGCCAGCCGCGAGGCAGGCCGUCUGAUCGAGGCCUCCCCCUGGUCCUAUCUCGCAGAUAUGGCCGCGACGCAUGCACCCGGAAAUCUGUAUGGGCCUCCGUUGCAAACUCCGCACUCGCAGCACCAAACAUCGGCCUCGACGUCCGCCCUCGCCUCUCCUCCAAACGGAUUCUCACUCACCAUGGGCAUGUCUCCCCAAUCCAUCACUGUUCCUUCCACCCCGUUGAGCGCGGCGCUCGGCCCUGCUGCGCAGGCCACCGUGCCCACCACGCCAGCGAGCGCGUACAGCGACAAGUUUUUUGAAGGCGACGUUUUCCAGCGCGCCGAUUCCCUGCUAUCGAUGGGGAGCCAGGCACCAAUCUACUCUCGUCGGUAA